Messenger RNA from Lathyrus sativus (Indian pea), 1341 nucleotides. NCBI's taxonomy places the organism in Eukaryota, Viridiplantae, Streptophyta, Magnoliopsida, Fabales, Fabaceae. The record is from the annotation of a GenBank genome assembly.
AUGGAAGUUAAUACAACUACCAUUGUACCUUCAGGGCCACCUAUAGUUUCUACAAAGAACCAUACUUUCAUACGCCAUUACCAUCACUUACAUUCAGGAAAAAAUUACCAUAGCCAUGCUGGCCAUUUUCCCUUCAAAACCAUUCUCAUAAUCGUCACAAUGGUGGCCUUAAUUAUGCUCUUAUUUACCAUUUUUAUGGUUGUGUGCUUGAUCCGUCGCCAAAAAUCUUCAAGCAAAAAUGAGAUUUACAAAGAGGAUUGUGAGAGUAGAGUGCUUCAUGACACAAGCAGCAGACACAUAGCUUCAACAAUCUUGUCCUUUGAUUCUAGCCCAGAUGUUAAAGGUGGGUGUCUUUAUGGGGGAAAUUUGAGCAGGACGCCAACCACACCUAAAUUUAAAGGAGUGCAAGUUUUCACGUAUAGGGAGCUAGAAGCUGCUACGGGUGGAUUCAAUGAAGCAAAUGUGAUUGGUAAUGGAGGAGUUAAUGGUUUGAUGUAUAAAGGAGUCUUAACUGAUGGAACUUUGGCAGCAAUUAAGUUGCUGCACAUUGAGGGUAAGCAAGCAGAGCGUGGCUUCAAAAUAGAGGUCGAUCUCCUAAGCCAAUUGCGUUCUCCUUAUUUGGUGGAGUUACUUGGCUAUUGUGCUGAUCAACACCACAGGUUAUUGAUUUUUGAAUACAUGCCAAAUGGUACACUCCAAAACCAUCUUCACUCAACCAAUGAUAAAACUCAACCAUUGGAUUGGUGGGCCCGGAUGAGGAUAGCCCUUGAUUGUGCUAGGGCCUUGGAGUUCUUGCAUGAAUAUGCUGUAUCACCCGUGAUCCACAGAGACUUCAAGACUUAUAAUGUUUUACUGGAUCAAAACUUUCGUGCAAAGGUGUCAGAUUUUGGAUUGGCUAAGAUGGGAUCAGAGAAGAGAAAUGGCCAGGUUUCUACCCGUGUGUUGGGGACCACAGGAUAUUUGGCACCAGAGUACGCCUCCACUGGUAAGCUUACUACAAAGUCGGAUGUUUACAGCUACGGGGUAGUUCUUCUCGAAUUGCUGACAGGACGUGUACCGGUUGAUAUUAAGCGGCCCACUGGAGAACAUGUUCUUGUCUCUUGGGCUCUUCCACGGUUGACAAACAGAGAAAAAGUUGUGGAAAUGGUUGACCCAGUUCUACACGGGCAGUACUCAAAGAAGGCUUUAGUCCAGGUAGCUGCCAUCGCAGCAAUGUGCAUACAACCAGAAGCUGAUUACAGGCCACUAAUGACAGAUGUGGUACAAUCAUUGAUACCACUUGUGAGGACACAGUCUCUUUCCAGUUCACUAAGAUUUCAGAAACAAAUACCAAUUUAUUAA